AUGGAUCUCUCUCUAAUAAAGCCUACCAAAUCAAGAAGAAAUGGCUCCAAGAAACCGAAAAAACAGAUCAGCAUAUCAAAGGAUACAUUGAAGGGAAAACAGCUGGUUUUUCAUUCCCGUAAUACUAACAAUGUGCUAAGACCUACUGCAAAUCAUAAUCGACUCUUCAAACCAACCAAAUCGACAAGUCCCGACUCCACGAACUCAUUCAAAUAUAAGCAGAUCAAAGAUAAAAAAGGGAGUUCCGCGGUUACUGUCAUAAACUCAUCAUCUUUACUUCCCGACUCUGAUAACAGAGGAUUUCUGACGAAUCAAGUCUCUGCCCAUGUUACCAAAAGGAACAGUUGGUGCCAUGCCCAUCAGUUUGCAUUUACUACCAACGACCUCACAGAUUGUCUACCAGCUACCAAUAUUUCAGUUAUAAACAGCCACAGUGCGAUUGCUACAAUAAAUAACCAGCGUACUCUAUUGGUGGUGCCCCGUCAUUACGAGCCAUGCGGUGCCAUUGCACGGCUGAAGAAGGACAAGGAGCCGCAUAUGGUGCGGCUGUUUGAUAAAGAGGGCACAAUUUCACUACUUGAGAAUGUUGAUAUUUACUUUAGAUGGAAAGUGUGGUGUAACUAG
Molecule: messenger RNA, 624 nt
Organism: Komagataella phaffii GS115
Lineage: Eukaryota; Fungi; Ascomycota; Pichiomycetes; Pichiales; Pichiaceae
Exons: 1
Coding region: 1-624 (207 amino acids)
Source: RefSeq, a predicted model, not a curated record